AUGGAAAAUAGGUUACUCAAAUGGAAUUCCAUUAAUCUCUCAGAAGCAGGUAGAACUGUGAUGGUCAAGCAUGUCCUAUAUGCUUUACCUGUUCACCAUAUGGUUUCUUUUAAGCUACCAGAUCAGACCAUUAAAGCUCUUAACUCAGUUCAGUGUAAAUUUUGGAGGAAAAAAGACACCAACAAAGGUGUAGUCAUUUCUUGGAGUAGCCUCAGCAAAGAUAAAAAAGAAGAUGAUUUAGGAUUCAUGGAUCUUGAGUGUUUCAACAAAGAUUUCCUUGCUAAAUCUGCAUGGAGAUUAUGCACCAAUACAGAUGAUCUAUGGUCCAAAGCCAUGGGAUUUAAAUAUUAUUCUGAAGGUAUAUUUAAUCACAGGGUGAAAGAUGAUUCUUCAUUUUCCUGGAGCAGUAUAUCCUCUGAAAUUCCAUUUACUAAAAGAAACAGUAAAUGGCUAUUAGGAAAUGGUGCUAGUAUCGAGAUUUGGGCAGAUAAUUGGAUCCCUAGAUAUGAUUCUCCUCCUUAG
This is a messenger RNA of Papaver somniferum (opium poppy), 522 nucleotides long. RefSeq lists its product as uncharacterized. Lineage: Eukaryota; Viridiplantae; Streptophyta; Magnoliopsida; Ranunculales; Papaveraceae. Bases 1 to 522 code for a protein of 173 amino acids. The record is from RefSeq and is a predicted model, not a curated record. The transcript has a single exon.